AUGGGGUCCGUCACCGUCGACGACAACUACACCGCCGCAGACUUCGGCGUCCUGGAGGACUGCCGGGCAGACGACACGUCGCUGCAGGCCUUCAUGGUGUCCAAACCGCGGGGGUUCCUGCCGCGAGCCGACCCCGUGUGGAAGCUCCCCUCAGAGUUCGACCCGCUCGAGGACAUCCUGCAGCGCAUGCCGGUGAGGACGGCGUCCGGGGAGCCCGGGCUGCUGGCGCAGAACCGGCUGGGGCCGACGGUCGACGCCGACUUCCCCGACCUGACGUGGGCCGUCGACAAGUACGCCGCCGACAAGCCGCUCAUGAACGCCCUGUACCGCGACUACUCGUUCCUGCUGUCCGCGUACCUGCUCGAGCCGUGCCAUGAGCGGUUCCUGCGCGGCGAGCCCUAUGGCCUUGGCCGUCAGAGAUUGCCGGCUGUUAUUGCCAGGCCGAUGGCUAGGGUUGCUGAGCUGACCGGCUUCAUGCCAUUCAUGGAGUACGCCGGCAGCUAUGCCCUCUACAACUACAAGCUGGUAGACCCAGCCAAGGGCAUGGACUACGACAACAUCCGGCUGAUCCGGGCCUUCGAGCACGGGCUGGACCACACAUCCAGCGAGGCCGGAUUCGUGCUCGUGCACAUCGACAUGGUCAAGAACUCGGGGCCCUUGGUGUCGGGGACGGUGGAGGCGCUGCAGGCGGCGCACUCGAGCCGGGCGGAGCUGAACACAGCCAUGGCGAAGCAGCUGGGCGCGCUGCGGCGCAUCAACGCGACGAUGGAGACGAUGUGGAUGAAGUCGAAGCCGCGCGACUACACGACCUUCCGCACCUUCAUCUUCGGCAUCACCUCGCAGUCCAUGUUCCCGGACGGCGUCGUGUACGAGGGCAUCAACGACGGCAAGCCCAUGUCGUUCCGCGGCGAGUCGGGCGCCAACGACUCCAUGGUCCCGCUCAUGGACAACUUCCUCCAGAUCCCCAUGCCCGACACCCCGCUCACCGAGAUCCUCAAGGACUUCCGCAAGUACCGGCCCUCCAACCACCGCGCCUUCCUGCAGCACGUGCGCGAUCGCUCCGUCGAGGUCAACCUGCGCGAGUUCGCGCUGCGACUGCAGGCGGCGCCCGGCGUCGAGGAGGAGGAGGCCGUCUGGGAGAGCAGGCGGCUCUGGCUGCAGCUGCUGGACCAGGUGCGCGAGUUCCGCUGGCGCCACUGGUGCUUCGGCAAGGAGUACAUCCUGAAGAUGACGGACCACCCUACUGCGACGGGCGGCAGCCCCAUCGUCACGUGGCUGCCGAACCAGCUCAAGGCGGUGCUCAACGACAUGGUCAACAUCGCGGCCAAGGUGGGCGAGGAGAAGCUCGGGGGUGAGGUCCAGGCUAUUAUGGACCUGGUAAGGCGGCAGGAGGAGACGUUGCGGAAGGAGGUCGAGAAGUACUGCGAGGAGCGGGGUGUUGAUAGGUCCUAA
Molecule: messenger RNA, 1452 nt
Organism: Diaporthe amygdali
Lineage: Eukaryota; Fungi; Ascomycota; Sordariomycetes; Diaporthales; Diaporthaceae
Product: indoleamine dioxygenase
Exons: 2
Coding region: 1-1452 (483 amino acids)
Molecular function (GO): metal ion binding; heme binding
Source: RefSeq, a predicted model, not a curated record